AUGGCACCCCGCAGCAUCUCCAAACAUCGCUUGCACACCGAUCAGCAUCAUGCUCCCGUCACAUCCGUCCUGGCAGACGGAGAUGUCCCGUAUGCGGACCAUGAGAUGGAUGAGGAUGAGCGGGUGAUUGUGGCGCUGGGUUACAAGCAAGAGUUUAAGCGUGAAUUCUCUCUGUGGACUACAUUUUGUGUCAGCUUCGCCGUGCUCGGCCUGCUCCCGUCCUUUGCGAGUACGCUCUACUAUGGUAUGGGCUACGCCGGUACCGCGGGUAUGGUCUGGGGAUGGAUCAUUGCCAUGAUUUUCAUCCAAUGUAUUGCAAUGUCCAUGGCUGAGCUGUGUUCCGCCAUGCCAACGAGUGGAGGUCUCUACUACGCUGCGGCAGUCCUCGCACCCCCCGGAUACGGUCCUCUUGCCGCUUGGAUAACUGGGUGGUCCAACUGGAUCGGACAGAUCACCGCAGCACCGUCGGUGGACUAUGCCUUGUCUGCGAUGAUCCUGGCGGCCGUGUCCAUCACAAAUCCGGACUAUGUGCCGACCAACUGGCACACCUUCUUGCUGACCACGCUGAUGAUGAUUAUGCAUGCCGCGAUCAGCAGUAUGCCUACCAAGCGAGUUGCGCAAUUCAACUCGUACGGGUCGACGUUUAACAUCAUUGCCUUGAUCGUCACGCUGAUUGUCAUCCCCGCCGUCGCCAAGAAUGAACCCCGAUUCAACUCCUCCAAGGACGUCUGGGGCACCAUCUCCAAUCAAACCGACUUCCCUGAUGGGGUUGCAGUGCUCAUGACCUUUGUCGGGGUCAUCUGGACCAUGUCCGGCUACGACUCCCCCUUCCACCUCAGUGAGGAGUGUUCCAAUGCCAACAUUGCAUCACCGCGCGCCAUCGUCUUAACCUCCGGCGUCGGCGGCCUGAUGGGCUGGUUCCUCCAGCUGGUGGUCGCCUACACGGUUGUGGACAUUGACGCCGUCAUCGGCUCGGAACUCGGCCAGCCCUGGGCGUCCUAUCUGCUGCAGGUGCUUCCGCAGAGAGCCGCCCUGGGCAUUCUCGGAUUGACCAUUAUCUGCGGAUUCUCCAUGGGUCAGGGCUGUAUGGUCGCCGCGUCGCGGGUGACCUACGCCUAUGCCCGAGAUGACUGCUUCCCGCUGUCUCGGAUCUGGAAGAAAGUCAACGUUCACACGCAGACUCCCGUCAAUGCGGUGAUUCUCAACGCUAUCCUGGGGAUCCUGAUGUGUCUGUUGAUUUUGGCCGGAAGUGUAGCUAUCGGGGCGUUGUUCUCCAUCGGCGCGAUUGCGCAGUUUGUGGCUUUUGCCAUUCCCAUCUUCAUCCGGGUCUUCUUUGUGGGCCAUCGCUUCCGCAAGGGACCAUGGCAUCUGGGACCGUUUGGUCCGUAUGUGGGUGCCGUGGGUGUCACCUUUGUGGCGCUGAUGGUGCCAAUCUUGUGUUUGCCUAGUGUGAUCAAGGGCAAUUUGACACCGGACGUCAUGAAUUGGACGUGUCUGGUGUACGGGGCACCGAUGCUGGCGGUGUGGGUGUGGUGGUGGGUGGACGCGCGGAAGUGGUUCAAAGGUCCCAAGGUCAAUGUUGAGCAUUCGAUUCAUCCGUUUGUCAGUGAGGGUAUAGAGCCGGAGGAUCUGGCUCCAGCGGUCGAGGUGGCGUCUCCUCCGGCCAAGCUUGCCGAUGAUAAGCUGUAA
Messenger RNA from Penicillium oxalicum, 1689 nucleotides. RefSeq names its product amino acid permease. Gene Ontology annotation, cellular component: membrane. NCBI's taxonomy places the organism in Eukaryota, Fungi, Ascomycota, Eurotiomycetes, Eurotiales, Aspergillaceae. Gene Ontology annotation, molecular function: transmembrane transporter activity. The coding region runs from base 1 to 1689 and encodes 562 amino acids. The record is from RefSeq and is a predicted model, not a curated record. Gene Ontology annotation, biological process: transmembrane transport. The transcript has 3 exons.